UAAAGGGGAAAGAGAGAGAAGGAAGGAGGGGCGUCGGGCGUGACUUCGCGUACGGUACUGCCCGAACCCGGCUACAGGAACUGGCGAAAUCGUCAGCCGUCUGGAAGCUCGGGAAAACGACGCUGCAGUAGCGGACGACAAGCGAUAGCAGUCGACGCCCGAACGUCUCCCGCUCGCACCCCCCGACCCUCAACGAAGAGCAGAAGCGCGACACUUGUCACCGAGUCGCAGCGGCGGCUGUUAGGAAGUGAUCGUCAACGAGCUAGCCUGCCUGCUUUCCUUAGUCUCCAGAAAGAGAGAUAAAUGGAUGGCGUCUGUUUCGACGAUGCGGGAGGCCGGCUGCGGAAAGCGAGAAAGUGACGGGCAGCCUUUCCCACACCGCCGCUGCCGCCGCGGCAGGGCAGGGCCCCGUGCUGGUGCUGCGUCUGCGGCGGAUGCCGUCGUGGUGCUGUUCCCCGUUGUGCGUGUGAGUCAGUCGCAGCGGUGAAAGGGGCUGCGCUGCGCGCCGGCGCGGCUCCCGCUCGAGUCGCCCGCUCGGUUGCUUCUCGGGUCGGCUGUCACUUGGCGGAGACGAGAGCCGCCGCGGGCAUGCGCCGCGGGGAACGGCGACCACGUGGCUCCGUGGCGUCUCGGAUUUAGCCGACCCGCAACAACGGAGGGAAGUGGCCGCUUGACUACUCGCCCGCCGUUCACGGACAGGAUACUCGGAAAGACGCCGGCUCCACUCAGCGCGCGCUUCCUCGUCCCGAUCCGGCCUGCUCAUCACUCGGCGCCGCAAACGUGCCUUCGGCUUGGUCAUUUCCAAGUGCGAGAUGGAGGCGGCGUCACAAUCGAUGUUCCGCUUCGAAGCUCGAAGACACAGCGAGCGUCUUGUGCCGACUGCAGGAACAAGGAAUCCCAGAUUCUCCCACGAACAUGUGACAGUUCAAGUUACGGUAUCUAGACAUUAGUCUUGAUGUUUCCUUCGACGGGAGAUACUUUAGGCGGCGCAUACGUCACCACUUCAACGUACACGUCUCCGGGCUGAACGAUGACGUAAGCGAGUUCAGUGCUGCAAUUUGUGCCCUUCGAAAGGACUGUUGCCGCUGUUGGGAAACACCAGCGAUGGCGGGCUCCAACAGACCCGAGCUCCGCCUCGCGUACCGCAUCUUCGUCACGGUCAACAUUCUGCUUGCCGUGUACAACAUGAUAUGCUUCCAGAUGCCCCGCACCGACGUCAAGCCCUGCGUGCUCGUCGUCGCCAAUCACUCGCUGCAGGAAGUCGCGGAUUACGCUGCCAAGAUUUCGCAGCCUCCCCCUCCGCUACCACCACCCCAAUCACAGCCGGUCAAGGCUGCUGCCCCGACCAGCGUCGUCCAGAAACCCCAGUUCCAGAACAGGCAACCCCUCCAGUCAAAGCUAGCCACUACCCGCGCGCCGGUCGCAGCGAGUCUUAGUCGGAUCGGCGACAGCAACGCCGGCGGCAACAGGAUCGACUCCACGCCAAAGAAAGAAGCGCCGGCGACGACGACGACCAAGUACGUCGUCCAGAAGGACUUCAUACUCUCGGACGUUUCGGUGCCGUUCAACGACAGCGUCACCCUCACGACGCAGGCGACUCACGAGUUCCUGCAGCACGUUCCGGUGCUGUGCUCCCGAUGGCAAGGGCCCAUCUCUGUGGCCGUCUUCGCGCCGGGCACCGACUACGCGGUGGCGCUGGACAAGAUCGCCUUCCUGCGCCACUGUGGCGACCCGUGCGUGAGUGCGAACGUGACGUGGCACAUGGUGUUCGACAGGGACCACGCGCCGCCGGCGGCAGUCGUGGUCGACUCGUCUUCUUCCGCGGUCUUUCUCCAGUCCUGGAACGGCUCGUGCUCCUCGGACGUGAUGGGGCGCGAGUACGCGCAGUUCCGCAAGGCGCACAAGAUGACUUACCCGAUCAACGUGCUCCGGAACGUUGCGCGGCGCCGGGCCCGCACGCGCUACAUUCUCGCCUCGGACAUCGAGCUGUACCCGAGCGCCAACGUGAUUCCGCGCUUCCUGAGCCUGGUCGCUGAGCGCCGGCGUCGCAACGCCACCGAAGCGGCGGCGCCGCAGGUGUUCGUGCUGCCUAUCUUCGAGGUGCAAGCCAAGCAGCGGCCGCCCCUGACCAAGCGAGUCCUGGUCGAGAUGCUGCGCAACAAGACGGCCAUCUUCUUCCACAAGUGGGUCUGCGACCAGUGCCAGAAGUUCCCCAAGCGAGAGGAGUGGAUCGAGUACGUACCGGCCGAUGACGACAAGUUGGGCAUUCUCACCACGACCAAGCGCGACCGCACCAAGCGCUCCUGGGAGCCCAUCUACAUCGGAACCAACGACGAUCCCUUCUACGGAGAAGAGCUCACCUGGGAGGGCAAGAGGGACAAGAUGUCACAGAGCUACGAGCUUUGUCUACGCGGCUACGACUUCCACAUCCUGGACAACGCCUUCCUGGUGCACGCGCCCGGCAUCAAGACCAUCAUCGCCAGUGAGGAGCGCCGCAGGGUGCCCUUCGUGAAAGUGAACAAUGCGCACCACGCGCGAAUCAUGAACAGCCUCAAGUCUCGGUACCCGGCGCUUGCCAAGGACUGUUAGGAACCCUGUUCAGUGCGUGUGUGAUUGUGUGCUUGCGUGCCUGUGAGUGCUUGAGAAGCCCGUGUAAUAUAUACAAAUGCGUAUUAUAUAAAGUACCUCCGCCCGUGUUUUA
Molecule: messenger RNA, 2701 nt
Organism: Dermacentor andersoni
Lineage: Eukaryota; Metazoa; Arthropoda; Arachnida; Ixodida; Ixodidae
Product: beta-1,4-glucuronyltransferase 1-like
Source: RefSeq, a predicted model, not a curated record